This is a messenger RNA of Parasteatoda tepidariorum (common house spider), 1055 nucleotides long. RefSeq names its product proteasome subunit beta type-4 (gene Prosbeta7). The record is from RefSeq and is a predicted model, not a curated record. Gene Ontology annotation, cellular component: proteasome core complex; cytoplasm. NCBI's taxonomy places the organism in Eukaryota, Metazoa, Arthropoda, Arachnida, Araneae, Theridiidae.
CAAAAACAGUAGUACUACAACUAAACGAUUAUCUAGAAGAAUGACAGUGCUUGAAAAUUUGUUUUCAUUUAACAAAAUUUUGAAAAGGAAGGAAUUGUAGCGGUCUGAACUUUUUCUUUGCAGCAAGUUAUUGAAAUCAAUUGAUUUUUAAAGUGCAAAUUAAAUCAUUUACAAUGGAUUUCUCUCAUGGAAGCUGCACAUCUACUUUGUUUGCUAAAGAUGUUGAUAAUAUGUUGCCUUUCACGAAACAAUCAUCUUGGAACUUUGCUGCCGUCGAUAAUCCGAGAAAACACACUACACAUCCAAUUGUAACCGGUUCUUCAGUUUUGGGCAUUGCUUAUGACAAAGGCGUAAUGAUCUGUGCUGAUACUAUGGGUAGUUAUGGAUCUUUGGCUCGGUACUUUGACUGUCCACGAGUUUUGCAAGUAAAUAAGCAAAUUAUCUUAGGAGCUGAAGGAGAUUAUGCAGAUUUCCAAUACCUUACUGGUGUUAUUGAACAACAAAUAAUUGAUGAAGAGUGCUUAAAUGAUGGAUUUAUUUUAAAACCAAAGUCUUUAUAUACUUGGCUAACUAGAGCUUUAUAUAACAGGAGAUCCAAGUUUGAUCCAUUGUGGAAUGUUUAUGUUGUAGGUGGAAUGCAAGAUGAUAAGCCCUUUUUGGGGUACGUUGACAAAAUUGGGACAGCAUAUGAAAGCCAAACUAUUGCUACCGGCUUUGGCAGUCAUAUUGCUCAGCCUAUCCUUCGAACAUAUGUAGAGAAGAAACCUGAUCUAAGUAGAGAGGAAGCCUUAGUAUUAUUAAAAGAUAGCUUGAGAGUAUUAUACUAUAGGGACUCCAGGGCUUUCACCAGAUUUACCCUUGCUACCUGUACUAAAGAGGGAGUAAAAAUGGAAGGUCCAUUUGAAAUAGACUCAGACUUUUCAAAUGCCAAACUGACAUGGAAUGACUCAGCCUAAAAUAAUCAAGAAAUACAUGUAAACUGUAUUUAUUUUGCUACUUUUUUUUUCACUCUCCUUUCACACAUUUUAUGUUGAGAAAUAAAAUUUUAAAAGUUA